Molecule: messenger RNA, 2352 nt
Organism: Serpula lacrymans var. lacrymans S7.9
Lineage: Eukaryota; Fungi; Basidiomycota; Agaricomycetes; Boletales; Serpulaceae
Product: amino acid transporter
Exons: 13
Coding region: 1-2175 (724 amino acids)
Biological process (GO): amino acid transmembrane transport
Molecular function (GO): amino acid transmembrane transporter activity
Source: RefSeq, a predicted model, not a curated record
AUGUCAACACCAUCCAGACCUGUGAACAUCACAAGUCCUCGACUUCAAACUCAUGACACUAUUUCAGGCUCUCCCACUCCCGUAGGAACACCAGAUCUUCGGGCCUUACGCGCUCAGUACUCUGGCACACCUCCUCUGCCAAAUAUCCCAGCGAGAUACACGCCAAAUGGUCCGAAUCGUGAAGGCUCGCCUUCUGUGUCUGUGGUUCCUGUCUCAGUCUCCGCAUCGCAUCGACCAUCCUUCGGAGGUGCGAGCGCGCGACGUCCAGGAGCAGUCGGUACCCCAGGGAGUGGCAGUGAUGCAAAUCCUUUAGAUUUGGACGACCUCCCAGACGAGGAGAAGGCUAGGUUUCUGAGGAGACAUCUCGUCUACAGAACUGACAGACACAACAGAAGUGAUGCAAAUUCUGUUGCUGGAUCCGAUCAGGAUGCGCAUGCUUCGGAACAGGCGCCGUCCCAGCGGUCUACAACGCCAGUGGGGCAAUCUGGAAUGCGGAGUGUAGAUGUAGAGGCUUUCCCAAUCCCAUACGAUGCUCCUGGUGCGGAUGUUACGCAUGACAUCUACAAAUGGCAUACAGACCAACGGCGGCAGUCAGCACGGCCUCGAGCCUCUUCUUUUGCUGGGUCAGAGGCGCCACACAAUCCCGCCUUUGACCAUAUUCACGAGCCAGGCGGAUUUCGACGUAAUUAUGUCUUGCUUCGUGCCAACGAAAAUGGUGAAGAGGAGCCUCGCGUACUGAAUAAUUUCAUCGACUUUUUGAUGAUCUUUGGUCACUUCGCUGGAGAAGAUCUUGAGGAAGAUGAAGAAGAGGACAGACUUGCAGACGAAGAAGCUGACGCUCAUGCAGGACCUUCUGGAGCUUCCGCACUAGCGCAGUCAAUUGGAGCUGACGAAAAUCAGCCGUUGCUGAGCUCCAAGCCCAGAUCACGCUCGCGACGCAGAGCAGCGUCGGUGGGACCUCAUGGCGACGCUACCAUGACUCAAGCUAUAUUGAUGCUUCUGAAGUCAUUCAUUGGCACUGGCGUGUUGUUUUUGGGCAAAGCGUUCGCAAAUGGUGGUCUCAUCUUCUCUCUCGUAACAAUAGCAGCUAUUGCACUAAUCUCGCUUUACUCGUUUUUGUUACUUGUGAGAGCGAAGUUCGUCGUUUCCGGCAGUUUUGGAGAUAUUGGUGGCGCUUUGUAUGGUCCCUGGCUACGAUACGCCAUUCUGAGUUCUAUAACUAUUUCCCAAAUUGGCUUUGUCACUGCAUACACUAUCUUCGUGGCUGAGAAUCUUCAGGCAUUCCUAUUAGCCGCCAGCAAAUGCGUGACUCAAAUGUCUGUUCCGGCCCUUAUUCUCGUACAGCUCGUCAUAUUCCUUCCGCUUGCCAUGAUUCGGAAUUUGGCGAAGCUAAGUACAGCAGCUCUUGUUGCAGAUGUGUUCAUUCUAGCCGGUAUUCUCUACAUAUUUGGGAGUGAGUUAUCGAUCAUUAGCAAGGACGGAAUUGCCGAAAUAAAGAUGUUCAACUCGAAGGAUUUCCCACUCUUCAUUGGAACUGCUGUGUUCUCAUUCGAAGGAAUUGGCCUGGUCAUUCCUAUUACCGAUGCAAUGCGCGAACCUCGCAAGUUCCCCAAAGCACUGACGGGUGUCAUGUUAUCGCUUUUAGUGCUUUUUGGAGGGGCUGGUGCUCUGUCUUAUCUAACGUUCGGUUCGAAUGUUCAAGCCGUGGUUCUCGUCAAUCUCGAUCAGGAGAACAGGUUCACUCAAGCUGUUCAAUUCCUCUACUCCCUUGCCAUAUUGCUUUCGAUACCCCUACAGUUCUUCCCUGCUGUCAGAAUCCUUGAAAAUGGCAUCUUUACCCGUAGUGGGAAAGCCGAUCCGUAUGUCAAGUGGAUGAAGAACCUAUUUAGAUGCGGUCUUGUCAUGGUUUGUACUGUUAUCAGCUGGGCGGGAGCUGCGGAUUUGGAUAAGUUCGUCGCUCUGAUUGGAAGUUUUGCUUGCGUUCCAUUGUGCUUUGUAUAUCCUGCUAUGUUGCACUACCGUGCGUGUGCACGAACGCGCAGGGAGAAGAUUGCAGACAUAGUGUUGGGCGUAUUCGGUGUGAUUGCAGCAGUAUACACAACUUACCAGACGCUGAAGUUGAUGGCUGAACCUGCGCCUGGGACCAAGCCCGGCAAGUGUGAAGUAGUGCCUUGAAGGUCUGGGAAAUAUGAGAGUGUUCACGUUUCUGAAGUAGAUAUGUGGUUUGACAACAUGGAGACACUUGUCGCAUACUAAUACUUUACCUCUGCACACACUUUAAUAUAAAACAUAGCAUGUUCGAAGUAUGUUCGUUUACUUUAGGAUCGCAAUCAGAAGUUCAUACGUGUUACA